AGAGGUCAGUAUUCCGGAGUCAAAGUACUGCUCUUUUCAUCAUUUCCGGUGUAGAACCAGAGCAGCAUGUCCUCGUGUUGAAGGAUCAAAACAUUUCCGGGGUUUUAUUCGCAGACAUGCGAUCUGCUGCAGUAGAAAAGGGAAAAUCAAUGCAAAUGACAUCCUGAAACCUGAACAAAAGCUCCAGUUACACCACAGAAGAUGGGCAAGCACAAGGAAAAGAAGCGGAAAAGCGGUGAUCUUUCGGAAACUGUUUCUGCUUCUCCUCCUGCCAGCGAAAAGCUUCAGAAAGGCCACGUACGAACAAAUAACGAUGCCGAAAGUCCCGUGACGGAUAUUUUAAAGAGCUUGGAAAGUUUCUCUAAAAAGCCAAAAAAGAAGAAAAAGAAAAAACAUUUAUCUGAGCAGGACGCCGGGAGUGAUGCCGAGGCUCCCCGGGAACACGUGAAGGUAAAACAGGAAGAGACUUUUAAGCAGGAGGCAGUAAAUGAUAUAGAGAUUGAUGAGCAUUUUGCAAAUACAGAGGAACCCACCAGGAAAAAGAAAAAGAGAAAAAGGGCAAAAGAAGUGAACGAAGCAACAGAGUCGGUGGCACAAAGCAAUGAAAACAGCGGAGAACCAUCCCCGAAGAAGAAGAAAAAGAAGCGGCAUGUGUCUGAUGAGAAUACUGCAGAGGAGGUCAAUUUAACAUCGAAAGGGACACAAAGCAGCGCAGACGUGGGGAAGAAAAAAAAACAUAAAUCGAAAGACAAGAAAGCGAGGCCGGUGUUCACCACACAAGAGACGUUUCCAAAAACCAGUCGGCAAAAUAUGAAAGAAAAUAACUCGGAAAUCGAGAUGGCGUCAGAGAGUCCACUGAUUGACCCGAACCUUCUGAUGCAGCUGAAAGAAUUUAUACCCGAUAUCGAGUCGAAGGAGCAGGUGAACGUCAGUAAAAUGAUCAAAUACGACUUACCACGAUUUCAGGAAUUUAAACAACAAGGCAUCUCUGUGAAUCACGGACGGUUCACAGCGCAAGAAAACGAGAGGCUGAGGAAGAAUGUCAAGGACUUCAUGGCUCUUACUGCGAUAGAUAAUCCCUCCAAGCUGUUUUUUACACAUCGCUUCAAGCAAGAACAGGAGAAUUUAAAGAGGCUCAAAGGACUGCAUAAAUUCUUUGAAAGGAUAGCGGAAGGAAUUCCCAGAUCCUGUUUUUACAUUUAUGCACGUGGGAGACGAAUGUUUGAUGAGCAGAACUACCAGGGAGAGUUUUCGAAGGCAGAACUUAAAAAUUUGAACAAGUUUCACACUUUACAUGGUAAUAAUUGGAAGAAGAUUUCAGAGUUAACCGGACGAAGUGCCUUAGCGCUCCAGAAACGUUACACACAGAUUGCCGAUAAGGAAGGCCCCUGGUCUGAGAAGGAGGUGCAGAGACUUUUGAGAGCUGUGCACGAUUAUAUAGUGAGCCAAAUUCCUGGUGGUGCCAACAGGAGAGGAUCAAUAAGAGUGAUGAAGGAAACGCUGUAUAAAAGGCUUCCCUUGCAAAAGAUUGCUAUGAAGGUGAAAACUCGCUCAUGGACGCAGUGCAGGGAAAAAUGGAUGGGAAUUUUAGCAAAGAAAAUGUCCUUUGGAUCCAUCCUCACAGAGAAGAAAUCUCUUGAUGUUCAAAUCAAACUCAUUAAAGGGAUGUAUGAAAUGGACAUAGAUGAUGCUGCCCGUGUCAACUGGGAGGACCUGACCGCACAGAUUGGGGAUCUACCUCCAGCAUAUCUGCAAAGAAAAUGGCACAAACUAAAAGUUUGCCAUGUGCCUCAAUGGCAAACAAAGGGUUUUGCAGAUACCAUUGACUUCCUGUAUGAGAACAUUCUGCCAAAACUUGAGCAGAAGCUGAUGUCCUAUCAGGACUUGGAUGAGACUCAACAUAAAGAAAAUGAGGAGAGCUAUCUUCUCUCAGACAUAUUCCAGGACAUUAAUGAGGAUGAAAACGUUGAUGAUGAUGAUGAUGAUGAUGAUGAGGAGGGCAGCAAAAACAAAGGGAACAAAAGAGAAAAAGGAACUCAGUAGAGGACAAAAACACUCAAUGGUUUCAUGCUCAGAUUUUUUUUUUAACAAUGUCCAAUUUUUGUAUAGAAGAAAAUGUGUUCACAUUUGAAAGUAUUUGUUUUAUAACUGGGCUUUAUAAAUAUGAAUUUUGUCAAAGAUUAUUUUAAAUGUAAAUCUUGUUUAGACCAAAUCACCCACUUUCUAAUGAUAUUCUCAAUCAAUCAUUUAGAGCAGUGUUGAGUAUAAUUCAGAAAAUUAAAUGUUUUCUUCUGAUUGCAAA
This is a messenger RNA of Silurus meridionalis, 2302 nucleotides long. RefSeq names its product transcription termination factor 1-like. NCBI's taxonomy places the organism in Eukaryota, Metazoa, Chordata, Actinopteri, Siluriformes, Siluridae. Bases 202 to 2043 code for a protein of 613 amino acids. The record is from RefSeq and is a predicted model, not a curated record. The transcript has 10 exons.